Messenger RNA from Hippocampus comes (tiger tail seahorse), 1773 nucleotides. It is a transcript of the gene abt1, whose product is annotated as activator of basal transcription 1. NCBI's taxonomy places the organism in Eukaryota, Metazoa, Chordata, Actinopteri, Syngnathiformes, Syngnathidae. Gene Ontology annotation, biological process: endonucleolytic cleavage in ITS1 to separate SSU-rRNA from 5.8S rRNA and LSU-rRNA from tricistronic rRNA transcript (SSU-rRNA, 5.8S rRNA, LSU-rRNA); endonucleolytic cleavage in 5'-ETS of tricistronic rRNA transcript (SSU-rRNA, 5.8S rRNA, LSU-rRNA); small-subunit processome assembly. The record is from RefSeq and is a predicted model, not a curated record. Bases 149 to 1252 code for a protein of 367 amino acids. The transcript is spliced from 5 exons. Gene Ontology annotation, molecular function: RNA binding. Gene Ontology annotation, cellular component: nucleolus.
GCGUUAUCAUUCGUUUUGAAUACAAAACUUCAAUUAACACUGAUGGAGAUGUAGCAUCAGAAAUUUAUCAAAAACAACAAUGUCUAGUCAUGGGUUUCACACCCAUAAAUGCGAUCUGGAUUUUUUUUUUUUUAUACUAUGAACAGAGAUGGGCAGGCGGAAGAAAAGGACAAAGACAGCUCAAUUAGAAAUGGAAGAAGGGAAGAUGAUGACAGCUCAAUGGGGGAAGGAGGAGGAGGGGAAGACUACAGCCAAAGAAGAGGAGGAGGAAGAUAGGAGUAUUAUAAUCCAAGAAAAAGAGCAGAAGGAGGGGGAGAAGAAAACUACCACUCAAGAAGAAGAAGAGGACGAGGUGGAGAAGACUGCAGCCAAAGAAGAAGAAGAAGAGGAGGAGGAAGAUGGGAGUAUUAUAACCCGAGGAAAGGGGCAGGAGGGGGAGAAGAAAACUACAACUCAAGAAGAAGAGGACGAGAUGGAGGAUGGAGAGCUCUCAACUCAAAAAGAAGAAAAGCGUAAAAAGCUAACCCUUAAAGGGGUGGCAAAGACUUCCUCUUCCUUGGACAAAAAGUGUGUCCCAGGAAUUCUGUACCUGGGUCACAUCCCUCCAAGGUUCAGGCCCAAACAUAUGAGAAAUCUUUUGUCUGUUUACGGCGAGAUUGGACGAAUCUUUCUGCAACCUGAAGACGGCCAGGUGAAGGCGAAGAAGAAGCGAUCAGGCUCCAGGAGGAGCGAUUUCACCGAGGGCUGGGUGGAGUUCCGUGACAAGCGCGUGGCUAAGCGCGUGGCGGCGUCUCUUCACAACACGCCCAUGGCGACGCGGAAACGCCAGACCUUCGUGUCCGACCUCUGGUGCAUCAAGUACCUGCACAGGUUCCAGUGGACGCACCUGAGCGAGCGUCUGGCGUACGAGCAGAUGGUUCUUCAUCAGCGCCUCCGCACCGAAGUGUCGCAGGCCAAGCGCGAAACCAACUUCUACAUGGACAACGUGGACAAGAGUGCUCGCAUGGACAAAGAGAGCAAGAAGGGCAAGCGGAAGAAGAUGGACGCCCAGCAGCACGCCGAAGAGCGAACGUGGGACUUCACACAACGCCAGACAGAGGAGGAGAUCCAAGCGAAGAAGAAGAAAAAGACAAUGAUGACGAUGAUGGACUCUCGGAGCCGGAAGCCACAAGAGAAGGACCACCUCCACCACCUCAAGAGCCAAUCAAACGUCUCUUUGUUGGCCAAAAUUUUUAACUCCCAACAAACUUAGUAGCUGGCGAAGAAACAAUGGUGUGACACAAAAUACAUAGUCCACUUAUUUUUUUCAUCCCCAAUGAUUAUGUGUAAAAUUUUGUGUGGAGAGUGGCGAGGUCGCUAACAUGCUUUAAUAUGGGUAUCAAAGGUAUGGAGUAAAUGCUGAAACUGCUUGCCACAUGGCUGGAGUGGUAGUAACACACAAACUAGCCAAUAUAGUUGACCCCGACAUAUUCCACUGCAAAGCCUACCGGUGCAGUCGCUACUAUGCUAAUUAGAUAACAUAGCCUAAUAGACCUCUUCAUAAUUUAAAAAAAAUCAGAGCCAGGAUAUUUCCAGGUGGCAGAAAAGUGAGCAACUUGAAUUAAAAACAAUCGCAAAAAACCUGCAGCGACCGAUAUCCACAAGGGGUUUCACCCAACUCACACACGCACGCAUUACACAAUUUCAGUUUUUAAAUAUUCAUAAUUCAGCGGAACAUAUGGAUUUGGAGGAUAAAGCACGAGGAUGUCGUGAAUUGGUGUAUAAAGAAGAUCG